This is a messenger RNA of Wyeomyia smithii (pitcher-plant mosquito), 942 nucleotides long. Its product is annotated as ribosomal RNA-processing protein 7 homolog A. The record is from RefSeq and is a predicted model, not a curated record. Gene Ontology annotation, cellular component: UTP-C complex; CURI complex. Gene Ontology annotation, molecular function: RNA binding. Gene Ontology annotation, biological process: rRNA processing; ribosomal small subunit assembly. Bases 138 to 896 code for a protein of 252 amino acids. The transcript has 2 exons. NCBI's taxonomy places the organism in Eukaryota, Metazoa, Arthropoda, Insecta, Diptera, Culicidae.
AGCGCAUGGCAUUCAUGUUGUAAACAUACAAGCGAAGGCAUUAAUCAGUAGUUCCAGUUCCAAUAUCGAAUAAUUUGUGUUGCUUUCGUUUAAUUGUUAAUAAAGCUAAAUCUGUUUAUUUCUGUUACUCAGACAAUAUGCACAUUGACGUCGCCGAGUUCACAGAAAUACCACUGAAAUAUGAAGCCCAGGAUACUGCCUACCAUUUCAUAUACGCAAAAGCGAACCAUUCACGAUCGUCAAGCAGGCUAAAACCAGCCGGAAAAACCCUAUUCGUACUGAAUAUUCCUCCAUACGCAACAUCGGAAGCACUUCGUACGGCCUUCAGCUCGGCCGGAGCGGUAGCAAACGUUAUUCUGCAGGAAAAACCUUCAGAAGAGUCGGAUGGCAGUCCGGAGCCGUCAACCAAAUUUAAGGUAGCCUACGUGGUUUACGAACAAGCUUCGUCGCUAAAGAAGUUGCUUCGAAAACGCGAACUGAACGCACUAAACGCGGACGGAAAACUGCUAACUGGAAUCGACAAGUGGACUAAAGAGUAUCAGGAACGUAUUCCCGAUCCAGUCGAGAUGCAGAAGGAAAUUGAUGCCUAUAUGGCCGGUUACGAUCGACAGGUCGCUGCGCAAAAGAUCAAAGAACAGCGAGCUACAAAGGAUGACGAAGGAUGGGUUACAGUUUCGAAAUCUAACGCCAACAUAUUUUCGCAGAAAGAAGCCGUUGUUGGCAAAUUGGAGGAAAAGAUCAAUCAAGGGCGUAAGAAGAAGGAGCUGAAAAAUUUCUACACCUUCCAGAUUCGGGAAGCCAAGAAGAACGACGUCGUUAGUCUGAGAAAAAAGUACGACAGAGAUCUUAAGAAAAUGCAGCAAAUUAAAAAAACGAAACGUUUCAAGCCCUACUGAUCCAGUAUAAAUUAUCAAAUAUAAAUUUUAGGUUCAAAGGAGCAAA